Messenger RNA from Aspergillus ruber CBS 135680, 619 nucleotides. RefSeq names its product DUF967 domain protein. The record is from RefSeq and is a predicted model, not a curated record. Gene Ontology annotation, biological process: post-translational protein targeting to endoplasmic reticulum membrane. Bases 23 to 619 code for a protein of 198 amino acids. Gene Ontology annotation, cellular component: TRC complex. The transcript is spliced from 2 exons. Lineage: Eukaryota; Fungi; Ascomycota; Eurotiomycetes; Eurotiales; Aspergillaceae.
CUUCCAUACAGCCUCAACCAUAAUGGAAGACCUCAAACCCCUUGAGAACCCCAGCAUCGACCCCCCCGCCUUAACGGCCCUCGAAUCUUCUCCUUCCGUGCUCUUCCCAUCCUUCACCUCUACAACAGCCUGGUCGCUGGGUCUCGCCCUCCGCGCACGAAUCCUCUCCCUCCCCUCCGACCAGCGCAAACCCGCAUUGAUCAGUAUCUCACUCUCCUCAACGCCUAGUUUCGACACCCCGGGACAGGCACAACCACACGUUAUCUUCCAAUGCGCGACGGAGCCGGGGACCGUGUCUGAUAAUGAGGUUUGGGUAAGGCGGAAGAGGAAUACGGUGCUUAGGUGGGGGGUAAGUAGUUGGUUGAUGAGGUGUAAGAUGCUUGGGCAGAGUAGUACGACGGAUGUGGAAGGGGCCUUUGUGAGGAAGUUUGCGUUGAGGAGUUCGUGUGGGGGGUUUGCGGCGGAUGAGUAUGCGAUUCAUGGGGGUGCGUUUCCGGUUAGGGUGAAGGGGGUUGAUGGGGUGGUUGGAGUUAUUGUGGUUAGUGGGUUGAAGCAGGAGCAUGAUCAUCAGGUUGUUGUUGAGGUUGUGCAAGAUUAUAUUGCCAAUUUGGCUGCAUAG